Messenger RNA from Hansenula anomala, 1722 nucleotides. RefSeq lists its product as uncharacterized. The record is from RefSeq and is a predicted model, not a curated record. The transcript has a single exon. Bases 1 to 1722 code for a protein of 573 amino acids. NCBI's taxonomy places the organism in Eukaryota, Fungi, Ascomycota, Saccharomycetes, Phaffomycetales, Wickerhamomycetaceae.
AUGUUGUUAAAAUCAUUCGCUUUAAUUGCUAUUUCAACAUUAGCAUCAUCUGCUCCAAUUUUCAGUAAAAGAGCUGAUGAUCAAGCUCAUGAACCAAUUGUUCAAGUGCUAAAUGGUACUUUACAAGGUUCUUAUUUAUCAAAUUUCCAUCAAGAUGCCUUUUUAGGUAUCCCAUUUGCUGAACCUCCAUUAGAUGAAUUAAGAUUCCAACCUCCUCAAACAAUUAAACAUAAAUAUAAUGAACAAUUAAAAGUGGUUAAUCAAUAUGGUCAUUCUUGUAUGUCAACUUCAGUUUCUGCUGAUAAUAUUACACAAUCUGAAGAUUGUUUAACUCUUAAUGUUAUUAGACCUUCAGGUUAUGAAAAUCAAUCAUUACCUGUUGCUAUUUGGAUUUAUGGUGGUGGAUUUUAUGAAGGUUCAACUGCAAUGCCUGCUUAUAAUUUAUCUUAUAUUGUUCAAAAUGGUGUUGAAAUUGAUAAACCUUUUAUUGGUGUUUCAAUAAAUUAUAGAUUAACAGGGUUUGGGUUCUUAGCAUCUCAACAAGUUGUUAAUAAAGGUUAUUCAAAUGUCGGAUUAAGAGAUCAAUUGAAGGCAAUUCAAUGGAUUCAUGAAAAUAUUGCCAUGUUUGGUGGUGAUCCUGAUCAUUUAGUCAUUUGGGGUGAAUCUGCAGGUGCCUUGAGUGUUAGUAAAUUAUUGGUUUCUGGUCAUUUACAAGAUUAUGUUAAAGGUGCAAUUAUUGAAAGUGGUUCUGUUUUAUUCCCAAAUACAACUUCUGGUGCCGUUGAAUAUCAUCAAGAUGAUUAUGAUACUUUAGUUGAUCAUUUUAAUUGUUCUCAAGCUAGUGAUUCUUUAGAAUGUUUACAAAAAAUUAAUGUUACUGAUUUACUUGAAGUUUUCAAUUUAUCAAACAAUGUUUUAACAACUGGUUUCAUUUAUCCUUAUAUUGAUGGUGAUAUUUUAACAAAAGCUUCAUAUAAUACACUUCUUGAUGGUGAGUUCAACAAGGUUCCUUUAUUAAUUGGUACAAAUACAGAUGAAGGUUCAUUAUUUAUCGGAUCUGGUGUUAAUACUACUGAAGAGUUUGAAUAUUAUAUGAAGAUGGCUUUACCAUCUCUUACAAAUAAAUCAAUUGCUACUUUGAAUGAAUUAUACCCUGUUAAUGAUUCCUCAAUUAAUGUCCCAUUAGACCCAACUUAUAAUUCUAGUGCAAUUGUUUAUCCAGAUUCUUUAGGUAAACAAUUUCCAAGAUUAGCUACUGUUUUCGGAGAUUUAGCAUUUAUAGCUGGAACAAGAAUCAUGUCAAGAGUCUAUGCAAAUAAUUCAGUUCCAGUUUAUAAAUAUAGAUUCAAUAUCCCAGAUUUAGCUUUAUCAUUAGCUCCUUAUUAUGGGGCAGGUCAUGCUCAAGAACUUGUUUAUGUCUUUGAUAAUAACAAAGCUUUAACAAAUACUUCAGAGGCAAUCUCUGCAGGCUUCAAUCCAAGUCCAAAAAGUGCAAACAUUUCAGAAAGUAUGAGUAAAAUGUGGGCAAAUUUCAUUACUGAAUUAGAUCCAAAUGUUAACCACGAUAAAGUUCCAAUGGAAGAUGUACCAGAAUGGCCAGAAUAUGGUGAUGAGGCUAAAAACAUGGUUUUCGACUUGAAUGGAUUCUAUUUGGAAGAUGAUGAUUUCAGAUCAAAACAAAUUGACUUUAUUGAAAGUAUUAUGGGUCAAUUGAAUGCUUGA